AUGGCCCUCAGAAGAGACAGAACCGACAGCACCUCUUCCUCCUCCGAGAGAUUGCCAUUAUCUGACAGUUCAGAAGACUAUCGCGAUGAGUCCUUCAAAGACCACUUCACCGAAGGCCACCAUUGCAUGAACCAUCAACGCCAACCCCCUUUUCAAUGGAGCAGUCUAAUCUUCCACCUCAUCCUAGCCCUUAUCUACGGCGCAGCAUUCCUAGCAGCAACGUACCGAUCCACAAGCAAUAUCAACCAUCAAGACAGUAAACCUGCACAUCUUAUCGCAUCCCCAUUAUGGGAAGCCGUACAACUCGAGCGCAAAACCAUCAACGCCUCAAUCGAGAGCGAAAAUCCAUUCAAGGGCGCCCCAUCUGAAGAACUGGAUCACGCAUGGCACCAGUUAUUCAUCAACUCGAAUAUCCGAGUUACGGCUGAAGAUCUAGCGAAGAUAAAUCGCACGUCCGUCCCGAUAAAUGAUGAGAAGGGGGGGUAUUAUGCCAUUCCGGCUGCAGAACACUGCAUCGACAACCUCCGCCAAAACAUCAUGUGCAAAGCCGACGUCUCUCUCCUAACCUUCACAUGGGACCCGAAUGAUCGCGCCCCGAAACCCAACUUCGUCAUCGAGCACGAAUGCGCCAACUGGAACAAGGUGGAUAAAUGGGCCGAGGAACAUCGAUUCGAUAUCUUCGAUGAAACUACCCUGAUUCAUCCGACCCUGGGCCCUUCGUUCCCCGAGGAGGAGUAUAAGGCUACGGGGAGGAUUCCGGGACAUCCGGAUUUUCAUCCGAAUGGGUAUCAUGGGGAUCAUGGGGCAUAG
Aspergillus costaricaensis CBS 115574 is the source of this 810-nucleotide messenger RNA. Its product is annotated as oxidase ustYa family protein. The record is from RefSeq and is a predicted model, not a curated record. The transcript is spliced from 3 exons. Gene Ontology annotation, biological process: mycotoxin biosynthetic process. Lineage: Eukaryota; Fungi; Ascomycota; Eurotiomycetes; Eurotiales; Aspergillaceae. Bases 1 to 810 code for a protein of 269 amino acids.